Chironomus riparius is the source of this 2631-nucleotide messenger RNA. NCBI's taxonomy places the organism in Eukaryota, Metazoa, Arthropoda, Insecta, Diptera, Chironomidae. The record is from the annotation of a GenBank genome assembly.
GGAGAUGUGAAAAACUAAUUGAAGUGAAUUUGAAGUUAUUACAAAGAAUUGAAUCGAUUAAAGAAGUUUUAACGUUUAGUGAAAAAUAUAGUACAAGAAGAUAAUAAACAUCUAAAAUGCAUAGCGGGUUUCACAGCGAUGAUGAGAAUCAUCAGAAAAAGGAUGUGGUCGAUACGGCAUCAAUUAGAGAAAAGGUCAAAUUAGCAAGAUCUGAAAAAUGGAGAAUCUUGAAAAAUAUCAUUGUUGUGUCAGUUGCUUUUAUGGUACAAUUUACUGCAUUUCAAGGAACUGCAAAUUUACAAUCGUCAAUCAAUACGAAAGACUCUCUGGGAACAAUAAGUUUAGCUGCGAUUUAUGGAUCUCUCGUGCUGUCAUGCAUCUUCCUUCCUACACUGCUGAUCCGUAAAUUUACAGUCAAAUGGGCUUUAUUCUUCAGUAUGCUUUGCUAUGCACCUUAUAUAGCUGCACAGUUCUAUCCCAAAUUCUACACUUUGAUUCCGGCUGGAAUUCUCGUUGGUUUGGGUGCUGCGCCUAUGUGGGCUUCUAAAGCCACAUACCUCACGCAACUCGGACAAGUCUAUGCAAAGUUAACAGAACAGUCAGUUGAGGCAAUUAUUGUCAGAUUCUUUGGAUUCUUCUUCUUGGCAUGGCAAAGCGCUGAGCUUUGGGGAAAUUUAAUCUCGAGUUUGGUGUUAUCAUCUGGUGCUCACGGAAGUGGAGGAAGUGGAGGUUCAAAUUAUUCAGAAGCAGAAUUAGAUUUAUGUGGUGCUAGUUUCUGUGUUGAAGAGCUUCAUGAGAAUGCCAAUCUACAAAGACCUCCAGAUAGUGAAAUCUUUACAAUCUCAAUCAUUUAUCUGACAUGCAUUGGUGCUGCAGUGACUAUCAUUGCUAUAUUUAUGGAUCCAUUAUCUCGAUAUGGUGAAAGACGUCGUGGAUCAAUAUCAGCACAAGAAACAUCAGGCAUACAACUACUUGCUGCAACAAUUAGACAGAUGAAAAAACCUAAUCAACAACUUCUUAUACCACUUACUGUUUUCAUUGGCAUAGAACAAGCAUUCAUUGGUGCCGACUUUACUCAAGCAUAUGUUUCAUGUGCACUAGGCAUUCAUCAAAUAGGUUACGUAAUGAUUGUUUUUGGUGUAGUCAAUGCAAUCUGUUCAAUUAUUUUCGGAACGAUCAUGAAGUACACUGGUCGAUUUGUAAUCAUUAUUUUUGGGACUGUCGUGCAUAUGGGAAUAUUUACAUAUAUCUUAUUCUGGCGCCCACAUCCUGACCAUAAAUUUGUAUUUUUCCUAAUUAGUGGAUUAUGGGGAGUUUCUGAUGCUGUGUGGCAGACACAGAUUAAUGGAAUUUAUGGUGCACUUUUUAGACGUAAUAAAGAGGCAGCAUUCUCAAACUAUCGACUGUGGGAAUCAGUGGGAUUUGUUAUAGCAUAUGUCUAUUCAACAUUGAUCUGUACAAGCAUGAAGCUUUAUAUUGUAAUCACAGUAUUAGCAAUUGGAACAACUUGUUACAUUAUCGUAGAAAUUAGACAAUUGAGAAAGGAACGAAAACAAAAAGAGCUUGAAAAGAAACUCGAAGAGCCACACAACCAAUUGCCUGUUGAACCAACGAGAGGAAUUGAUGACGAGACAGACGAUGAGAAAGAUGAGUUGGAAGAAGAUAUUGUAGUUACUCAUUUGUAGAACAGAACUUUAUUAAGAAUAGAUUAGAUUCUACAUGUAUUGUUGAUAUAUUAAUUGUUAAUUAUUUAUAUAAGUAUGUAUAAGUACUUAAGGUAUCGAUAACUUAUAUUCCAUUGCACUGGGCUGCGAAAUAUAAGCGGGACAUUCACAAAUGGCAUCAAACCUACCAGUCAUUUGUGAACAACUCUUAAGCUUAUUGCAAUUGUAUUUAGAUAAAAAUAAAUGUAAAUCAAAACUACUUUCCAUUGAGAUGAUUUUAGGAACUAUGAGUCAUUUUAUAGAUCCGCACGGCUAUGAUAAUAAUAAUAUUAAAUAAUGAUACAAAUCCGUAAUGAUAAUAAUAAACAAUAAUUGCAUAUAUGAACUUAUAUUCACUUCUAAAUUUAUCACUUAGUUUAACAUGAAUUAAAAUACAAAAAUGCUGUACACAUCUUUCAGGCAACAUGACAUCAUGGUCAAUUAAUCUAUAAACAUCUCAGUUUCAUUUGAGGUAUUUCUCUUAAUGUUUUGUUUUGGCUUUUUUAUUAUCUAUCGCAUGGCGUGUCUCUAUAUGAUUAUUUCUAUCGCUCGAACGAGGUUUUUUGAUUUUCUUCAUUUCAUUUUCGAUCGCAAUCUGUGCUGAUUGAUUCAAUUUCACCUGCGCUUGAGACGGAAUUUUCUUUACAUCUUUCGUAGGUGGAUUUUUUCUCGGGUCCGAUGAUUUUGAUGCAUGCACAUUUGGAUCAUUUAAAUUCUUCGGUACUUUAAAUCCUCCGGUUGUCGGUAAUUGUCUUGUCAUUGCAACGGAUGUCGGUGAUGAAAACUGCUUGCCAGAUGACGCUGAUGUGAUAUUUGAUACAUUUGAAGUGGUUGGAAGAGUUUUAAUUGCUUCUGAUUUUAUUGUUGAAUUAUCGGGAUUUGAAAGUUCAAGUUCUUCUGCUUCCUAAGUGGUCAUGCAAUUAAAAUA